AAUAGAAUGAAAUAAAAGGAAAAAAGGAAAAAAGAAAACAUAAAACGCUCAGUAUCUCCGGCUAGUGGAAACCGGACCUCAAGAUCAAAUUAGGGCGCAAAGCCCUGUUGGAGACAGAAGCCAUGGGGAGAAAGAAACUUGAAAUCAAGCCAAUUGAGAACAAAAGUAGCCGACAAGUUACCUUCUCCAAACGACGCAACGGUCUCAUCGAGAAAGCUCGUCAGCUUUCCGUUCUCUGUGACGCAUCCGUCGCUCUUCUUGUCGUCUCCGCCUCCGGAAAACUCUACAGCUUCUCCUCCGGUGUUAACCUGGUCAAGAUCCUUGAUCGAUAUGGAAAGCAACAUGGUGAUGAUCUUAAAGCCUUGGAUCGUCAGUCAAAAGCUUUGGACUGUGGUUCACACCAUGAGCUACUGGAACUUGUGGAAAGCAAGCUUGAGGAAUCAAAUGUCGAUAAUGUAAGUGUGGGUUCCCUGGUUCAGCUGGAGGAACACCUUGAGAACGCCCUCUCCGUAACAAGAGCUAGGAAGACAGAACUAAUGUUGAAGCUUGUCGAGAACCUUAAAGAAAAGGAGAAGUUGCUGGAAGAGGAGAACCAUGUGUUGGCUAGCCAGAUGGAGAAGAGUAAUCUUGUGCGAGCCGAAGCUGAUUAUAUGGAGGUGUCACCUGGACAAAUCUCCGACAUCAAUCUUCCGGCUUCGGGUGUAAAACUAUUUCAGAUUUAUGCAGCGUGGGACAGUUCUUCCGGUGGCUGUGGAAUUGGAGGCAUUUUCUCAGGAAAUAACCUAAAGCGCAUACCAAACCUGAGCGAGCCUCGCUCCCAUGUAUCUUCAGCUCUUAUGGCAGAGGCCAUAGCUGUUCGCCUCGCGGUUGUUACAUCCGUCUAUUCAAACGUCCGAUCCCUGGCCGUUCUAACCGAUUCGCUCUCCCUCGUCUCUCUACCGAAGAAGGAAGCCACUCAACCUGAACUGUUCGGUAUCAUGUUUGAUAUCUAUCAUGCUUUGUCGUACUUUGAUCGGAUUUCUUUUCACUUUAUCUCUAGGACCUUUAAUGGCGAGGCUGACUUGGUGGCAAAGUCUGCUCUCACUCUGCUUUCUGUAAACUCCUCUGUUGGAGGAUAACACUUUUAUGUUUGAAUGAAUGAAUGCAUUGUUGUUUGACCAA
Messenger RNA from Brassica oleracea var. oleracea, 1161 nucleotides. Its product is annotated as MADS-box protein FLOWERING LOCUS C-like. NCBI's taxonomy places the organism in Eukaryota, Viridiplantae, Streptophyta, Magnoliopsida, Brassicales, Brassicaceae. The record is from RefSeq and is a predicted model, not a curated record. Gene Ontology annotation, biological process: positive regulation of transcription by RNA polymerase II. Gene Ontology annotation, molecular function: DNA-binding transcription factor activity, RNA polymerase II-specific; RNA-DNA hybrid ribonuclease activity; protein dimerization activity. Gene Ontology annotation, cellular component: nucleus. The coding region runs from base 123 to 1118 and encodes 331 amino acids. The transcript is spliced from 8 exons.